Messenger RNA from Oncorhynchus tshawytscha (Chinook salmon), 5006 nucleotides. RefSeq names its product enhancer of polycomb homolog 1. The transcript is spliced from 14 exons. Gene Ontology annotation, biological process: regulation of transcription by RNA polymerase II. The record is from RefSeq and is a predicted model, not a curated record. Bases 1472 to 3700 code for a protein of 742 amino acids. Lineage: Eukaryota; Metazoa; Chordata; Actinopteri; Salmoniformes; Salmonidae. Gene Ontology annotation, cellular component: piccolo histone acetyltransferase complex.
AUAGUUUUUUUCUUUCAAAACCGGUAACUAAUUGUUCCAUAAAUGAAUCAUUGUGCCUAUGAAGAGAGACUUGACUGCUUCUGAUAGAGCCGGGACAUUACCAGUAUUGCGAUACUCGAUAGUAUCGUGGCAAGGGAACGCAACAUGAAGCGGAUUCUUUAGGAAAAUGAGUCAACUGUUAGAAACACUUCCAGAGUCCCAUUAUAUUUAGUUUCUAAGAUGAGCACACACUAUUUUAUAUGCAGCUGGUUUUUAAAGGGCCAAAGAGUUUGGUCUACAUUGUUUUCAUUUUUUUGCAUGGAGAAAACAUUGCAAUACUGCUAUCGUCACAGCCGUAGCUGCUGACAAGGGUACACUUCAGGACUCCAGAUGGGAGUGGAAUGUGCAUCCCAAAUGCCACCCUAUUCACUACAUAGUGCACUUUUAAUCAGGCCAAAGUCUUCUCUUGACCUGGGCAAAAGUAGUGCACUAAAUAGGGAAUGGGGUUCCAUUUGACACAGCUGGUGAGAAGGCUGAGGAAACAACUCUAGUUUGCCUAGGGCCCCCAGAGCAGUGAAACCAUAAACACACACUCCGCCUAGAUGAUGUACAAGUCUGGGCCUACGCUGUGCUUGUGCUGUGUUGACAGGCUGCCAAGGGCAAGGUGCCCACGUUUGUCUGAGAGCCAGAGGCUCUUUCAUUUUAGUACUGUUGGCCAGCACGCUCAGACGAGCACUGCCCCAGGCCCUGUUCAGAGCCAGAGGACACUGUUCAAAUUUAAUACACUGUUUUAUCCACUGGUGUUUUGUAGUUAUUUCAAAGGACUGUCAUUAUUUGGUUGUUGUAAAGUGCAUCUGCAAGGUGCCUCGUCCAAACUAGUCCCCAGACUUUGGAACAGGAGCAGGAAUGCGAGUGAGCCUACAAAUUGCCUUUGCUAUAAGUGGAGGAGUGUACGUGGGUUCUGCACCUGGAGGAAAAACCUAAUAAAUCAGUGUGUGACUGCUAACCAUUCCAGGACUUUUACUCCUGCCUUGCCAAGUCUUGCUGUGUACUUUUGAUUUUCCAGUCCUUUGUUGUUGUUUUUCUAGUACUUUCAAACAAUGACUAGUUUUGUCACCUGAAAUCUCUUUGAAAAGGCUGCCGUUUCUGUCAGUACUGAUUUGACACUUGAUUUGUUCCUGGCCUCAUGGAUCAGAUGGCAGCAGUUGGUGUGACCGUGAUUGACGUUCACUCUGACUUAAAUACUCCUCUCUCUAGGCAUCCGUUACCUCAGACUCCCAGCUGACCCUGUCAAUUUAGCUAUUCAAGUGCUUGGACUUUGUUUAAUAUGUAGGGCCUGUUGGGCAGAGGUAUAUUGUUCAAUAAUUUGCCCUCAUCUCUGAACUUCUCCCUGUGGUCCUGUGUGGCUCAGUUGGUAGAACAUGGCGAUUGCAACGGAGGGUGGUUUCCUGCUGGGGCCACACCCCAAAAUGAACACCAUCUCCAGAGAGCCAUGUCGGCCCAGUCGGUGUAUGGAGAGAAACACAACAUGGUCAUCCCCGUCCCGGAGGCAGACGGCAACAUCGCCUACUACGAGUCCCUCUACCCAGGGGACUUCAAGAUGCCAAAGCAGCUUAUUCACAUACAGCCUUUCAGCCUGGACACGGAGCAGCCGGACUAUGAUCUGGACACAGAGGAUGAGGCCUUUGUUCACAAACUGAAGAAGAAGAUGGAGAUCACCUUUUUACAGUUUGAGGAGAUGAUCGACCGACUGGAGAAAGGCAGUGGGCAGCAGGCGGUGAGCCUGCAGGAGGCCAAGCUGCUGCUGAAGGAGGAUGACGAGCUGAUCAAGGAGGUGUUUGACUACUGGACCAGGAAGAGGAAAAACAACAAGCACGGCACGCUGCACCCCACUGUGAAGCAGGAGAAGAGGGACGGAUCCAGCACCUCAGACCCCUACGUGGCCUUCCGCAGGAGGACGGAGAAGAUGCAGACCAGAAAGAACCGUAAGAACGAGGAGGCUGGUUAUGAGAAAAUGCUGAAGCUGCGGAGGGACCUGAGCCGAGCUGUCACCAUCCUGGAGAUGAUCAAGAGGAGGGAGAAGAGCAAGAGAGAGCUGCUGCACCUCACCCUGGAGAUCGUAGAGAAGAGGAAUGGCAUGUCCGACUUUGGUGGUGAGAUCAUGGCUGAAGUGCUGGCCCAGCGUGCACUGGACAAGCCUGCCCAUAUUAUCCCUCUGGUGCCGCUGACCAACAGCAACCAGUACAGACAUCAGGACCACAUGGACCUCAAGGACUACAAGUCCAAGCCGGAGAAGACCGAGGUCGUCAGGCAGAAGAGGAAGUAUGAGAAGAAGCCUAAAGUCUUACCCCUGUCAGCUGCUGCCCUCCACCACUCUGGUCCCUCUGUGUUCAAUGCUAAGGACGUCCACCAGUAUGACUUCCCCAGCUCAGACGACGAGCUGCACUCCCAGAUGCACUCAGGUUCCUCAGAAGCUGAGGAGGAGAACGACCCAGACGGUUCUUUUGCCUUCCGGAGGAAAGCAGGCUGUCAAUAUUAUGCCUCUCAGUUGGACCACGGGGGCAGCUGGCCGUGGGUCAGUCCGUCAGAGGGCGGCCUGGGAGACACUCGUUACCGCUACUGCCUCACCACCCUCAACGUGCCACCACGCUGCCUGGGCAUGGCGCGACGACGCCUGGGACGAGGGGGAAGGGUUUUGCUGGACAGGGCGCACACAGACUUUGACAAUGUAUUUCAUGGGCUGGACUCGGAAAUGCUUGACCUGCCGCCCCACUCUCCAGUCACAGACAAGUUUGCUAGUACCUCACAAACAAAUACCUCGGACAGAACCUCUUCUUAUUCAUCCUCUUCUGCAGACCUCAGUCAGAUACUGUUGAACAUUAAGUCGAGCCGAUGGAGGCACUUUAGGCCCCGGACACUAUCACUACACGACGAGGACAACGUGGUCACAGACCCCUUGUUCAGGAGGCUGGGCAGGGGCCUGAGUCGCAUCACCUCUACCCUGGCUGGCACCACUGGCCCCCUGAGAGGAGCUGGCCCCCCGGCCCCCACAGCUGCUUUUACCGCCCAACAAUACCAGCAGCAUCAGGAGCAGCUGGCCUUGAUGCAGAAACAGCAGCUGGAGCAGAUCCAACAGCAACUGCAAGCCAACAGCACCACCACCACCACUACCAACAGCACGCAGGUUUUGGUGUCCAAGACGUUAGAUUGUGCCUGUGCCCAGUUUGCUGCCUCUGCCCUGGUGACCACAGACCAGCUUCUGGCCUUGAAGACCAAGGAUGAGGGUGGACCGGGCAGUGGGGUCAACGGGGUCCUUCCACCCUCAGGUGUCUACAAGGGCUUUCACCUCACUAGCACAGCAGCCCCCACCUCCACCCCUCUGACCACCACUACCCCCUCCUUCCCCUUCCUGUUGCCCAGCACCAACAGCAACAACGGCACCACCACUCAGGUCCUGAUGGGGAACAACAACAACCUCCGUCUGAGCAUGUCCUCCCCCGGGGGACUCCUCACCAAGCGCCACAUACCCCGGACGCUAAGCCACGCUCCCGUUGCCGUGUCGUCAUCUGCCUUAAAGUUGGCUGCCACCGCUAACUGUCAAAUGCCUAAGGUCUCCACAAACACCCCGUCAAUGGACCUGGUGCCAAGGGAAAAUCAGGAUCAAGAAAAGCCAGCACUAAACAGCAUUUUGGACAACACAGUGGCUAUGGAGGUCACGUGACCUCGGAACACGGACUGGACUGUGGGCUCACCCGGGAACUCAUUUAGGUGCUAUGCAUCGUAGAGUUGUGAAUGCAAGGAAUGGGUAGUGGAAUGCGCACACAGCAUACAACGCUGUCUCCAUGGUGACGGUCGGGACUUAAUUGCAAUGGUCGUCUCGUACUUUUUUCAUUUCCUAUUUGUUACUGUUGAUAAGAAAUAUCAACAUCUGUAAUUAUGAAUAUGGCAAUUAUUUGUACAGUACCAGAUAUUUGUAAUACCCCCCCCCUUGUAUAUAAUGUUACUUGAAUACGGAAAUUGUUCAUUUGAUGUUUUGCACUUGGGAUUUUUUUUUUUAAAUGUAAAAAGACAAACUGCAGCUGGUUCGAGUGUGAGGUGGGUGUGAGUUGUACAACAGUGUCAUCACGUCAGUGCAUGGUGUGGAACCUGCUGUUUUAUCUAUUUAUUGUGCCGUGUUUACAGUUUGUUUUUUGUUUUUUUGUCCCCACUGUACCCUCAUUGGUUCCUGUGCUGUAGUCUGGGUUUAGGUAGCUAUGAACUUCUCUGUAUUUGUUCAUUGUAUCAUGUGGAAACAAAUGGUGACAUGCAUUCAUUCAUACAGAGUUGGUGGGUGUGGAUUUAAGGCAUCGGUUUGUCAGUCAGGGUAAUCACUUAAGAUCUUCCAUUUUAAAUUGUUCAUGAGACAAAGUACCACAAUGGGAAUGAAGUCUGUUCCUAGAAGUCACUGCUGCUUAACUAAGCACUAUUUUUGUUUCAAUGAAUGCUGCUUUUAUAUGAUUUAGGGCUCUGGUUUGUUUUCACAUCAGUACCUUUUUUUUUAAGACCCCUUCCUCAAUUAUUUUGUGAAAAAUGUAAUUAUUUUUGUAUCCCCCUUCCGUUUCUGAUGAUGAUUGUAUGUUCCUCGUUGAAAGACUUCAUUAUUUUGUUACUUGUUGAUGAAAUGCGAUCGGGUAGAGGAAUGUAGUAACGUCUUGAUUACAUGUAUCAUUCCGGUUUAUACAUAACAGGGGGAAACAUGUAUAAAAAGGCAGAUUUCUUUCCUUUUAGGAUAAUCUCCAGAACGCUGUGAGGCCAAGAUGAACCACAAGUAUCGGGUGCCUUCCUUUGGAAAUACCAGCUCUCUUCUGUGAAGAGUAUGGUACUAAACAUGGCUACUAGUUAGUUGUUGUUGUACCACCAAUAUGAAUGCCAAUUCCAAUGGCAUAAUUGAUAAAACUUUUUUUUUUUUUUUUUUAUCCACAAAAUGAAAAAUUAUCUUCUCACAAAAAAUAAAAACCCAGGGCAUUAUGUGUUUGGACCAGCAUGUA